CGGAAAAAAGAAAAGGAAAGCUGCUGUUUGUUGAAUAGCGUUCGGAAUAUACCCUUUGCUUUCUUUUUGGCCUUCGUUUAUCGAUUUAUUUUGCCGGGAAUAAUAAAAAAAAAGAAAAAGAAAAAGAAGGAAAAUAAAGGAAGCAACACCGCAGCCAUGUCAGUCGCAACAAUGCUCCAGCCAGCCUCGCGGGCGUCGAGGGCGUCUACGUCUUCAUCCUCUUCAUUCCAGCCCAUGACCAGACAAAACACCAUGUCUUCGCACGAUGCCCGCUCUAUGCGACAGUCCAAGCGGAUGUCCGUCACGGCCCUGUAUCUGUCCAUGUCGGCAAAGGAUAAGGAUCUUGAGAUAUCAGAUGAGCUGGCAAAAGCGCAGAAAGCUCUGAGGGAAUUGAAGUUGAAGAUAUCGUCGCAGUCGAAGAAGAACUUCGUGCUUGAGAAAGACGUGCGAUAUUUGGAUUCGAGAAUUGCGCUUUUGAUUCAGAACCGCAUGGCGUUAGAAGAACAAAACGAAGUCGCUAGCCACCUCGACGAUUCAGCCGAACUCCAAGAGGGUGUCUUCCCGAACGACGAUAAAACGCAGAAAUAUGGAAAUCUCUUAUUCCUCUUACAGUCCGAACCGCGUCAUAUCGCACACCUUUGCAGACUGGUUUCGAUGGCUGAGAUCGACUCGCUGCUUCAAACCGUCAUGUUCACUAUCUACGGUAACCAAUACGAAAGCCGAGAAGAGCAUCUCUUACUGACCAUGUUCCAAUCCGUCCUCACAUAUCAAUUCGACAACACCCCUGAAUACUCUUCCCUUCUACGUCAGAACACUCCGGUGUCUCGGAUGAUGACAACGUACACCCGAAGAGGCCCCGGACAAGCUUAUUUGAAGCAGGUCCUUGCAGAUCAAAUCAACUCUCUUAUUGAAUUGAAGGACGUGGAUCUUGAGAUCAACCCACUGAAAGUUUACGAAACAAUGGUGAAACAAAUCGAAGAAAAUACAGGAUCCUUGCCAGACUAUCUGCCAAAGUCGGUGACGGCAGAAGUCGCUGCUGCAAACGAACAGGUCCAGGCGAUUAUCGCGCCGCGUCUAAAAAUGCUGAGCGACAUCGCCAAUGCUUUCCUUGGCACGAUCAUCGAGGGACUCGAGGAGACCCCGUACGGUAUCCGUUGGAUUUGCAAGCAGAUCAGGAGUCUUUCGAGACGGAAAUACCCUGAUGCGCAAGAUCAUACGAUCUGCACCCUGAUUGGAGGGUUCUUCUUUUUGCGAUUCAUCAACCCCGCUAUUGUUACUCCUCGAUCCUACAUGCUUAUCGACGGAACGCCCGCCGAGAAGCCGCGGCGUACAUUGACGCUUAUCGCGAAGAUGUUGCAGAACAUCGCGAACAAGCCAUCUUACGCGAAAGAGCCAUACAUGGCCAAACUACAGCCGUUCAUCCAUCAGAAUAAAGAACGGGUCAACAAAUUCCUGCUGGAUCUCUGCGAGGUUCAAGACUUUUAUGAAAGUUUGGAAAUGGAUAAUUACGUUGCCCUCUCCAAGCGCGAUCUCGAGUUGCAGAUCACUCUAAACGAAGUUUACGCCACUCAUGCCCUCCUUGAUAAACACAGUGCCGCCCUGGCCUCCGACCAACACUCGCAUCUUCACGUCUUACUACAGGAACUCGGUCCAUCUCCGCCCCAAUUACCGCGCAAGGAGAACCGAGUCAUAAAUCUACCGCUGUUUAGCAAGUGGGAAACCCCGAUCGACGACUUAACCUCGGCGUUGGAUAUCACCCAAGAAGAGAUAUAUUUCAUGGAAGCCAAGUCCACAUUCGUUCAGAUCCUACGUUCACUGCCGCCAAAUUCGGCUGUUACGCGCCGCCCGCUUCGAUUAGAUCGGAUCGCUGAGGCUGCUGCGACGCUGAAGAACGACGCUGUCAUGGUGCGCAAGGGGAUUCGUACGAUGGAGCUGUUGAGCUCGCUUCAAGAACUCGGUGUCAUCGAUAAGUCUGAUGACUUUAGCCUGCUUCGGAACGAAGUCGAGCAGGAGCUCGUCCACCUGGGCUCGUUGAAGGAGAAGGUUAUCGAGGAAACCAGGAAGCUGGACGAGGUGUAUCGGACGAUUCGCGACCAUAAUACGUACCUGGUCAUGCAGCUGGAGACUUAUAAGUCGUAUCUGCAUAAUGUGCGCAGUCAGUCGGAGGGGAAGCAGAGGAAGCAGCAGAAACAUCAGGAGCUGGGGCCGUAUAAGUUCACACAUCAGCAGCUGGAGAAGGAAGGGGUUAUUCGAAAGAGUAAUGUUCCCGAGAACCGAAGGGCUAAUAUAUAUUUUAUGUUCAAGAGUCCGUUGCCGGGGACGUUUGUUAUUAGCUUGCAUUAUAAAGGACGUGCGCGUGGUCUCUUGGAGCUUGACUUGAAACUUGAUGAUCUGCUGGAGAUGCAGAAGGAUAACCAAGAAGAUCUGGACUUGGAAUACGUUCAGUUCAAUGUCUCCAGGGUGUUGGCGCUGCUGAACAAACGCUUUGCUCGAAAGAAAGGCUGGUAAAACGAGGAAGCCAAAAAUGAAUAAAAGGAGCAGGCUUUAAGCGCUUUGUGUUGUCGACGGUACGGACAGUCUAUCGGAAGAUAUGAGGCCCCGAUUGAAGCCCGCUUCUAUUUUACCCUACGAAAAAUUUCGCACGUUUGCAUACACAUCACUACUUGGGAAAGGCGAACGCAUCUUCCUCAAAUUCCCCGUUUUAACUGUUUUUGUUUCCCCUUCCACCCUCUCAAGUCAUGCCCCGUAUUAUUUUUAUGCUUGACUAUUCUGCCUACCCGCAUCCCAUCCGGAUGACGCACUCUACCCCCGACUCACUGGCUGAGAGAAAGGGGAAAAGAGCAGAAAAAAAAAAAUCUAAUGCUGUAAUCCAUCCGAUAGUGACUUUUAUCCUCCCCUUGUGUCUGCUAAUGGAGACCAUGAGUUGCUGCUUCUCCCGCCCCCAACCGCUGGCCGGGGAGGGGAGAGGAGGGCUGC
Coccidioides immitis RS is the source of this 2976-nucleotide messenger RNA. RefSeq names its product GTPase activating protein Sar1. The record is from RefSeq and is a predicted model, not a curated record. The coding region runs from base 157 to 2508 and encodes 783 amino acids. NCBI's taxonomy places the organism in Eukaryota, Fungi, Ascomycota, Eurotiomycetes, Onygenales, Onygenaceae. Gene Ontology annotation, cellular component: cell cortex. The transcript is spliced from 4 exons. Gene Ontology annotation, biological process: regulation of actin cytoskeleton organization; regulation of GTPase activity. Gene Ontology annotation, molecular function: protein binding; GTPase activator activity.